AUGUUGGGCUUGGACUGUUUUCGAUUGGACAGUUUCCCACCCACAUCUCGAGAGGGGCUAUUAGGACAUAUAUAUGUGAUUGGGCAAUCCUCCACUCUUGUCUCCGGAAUUGACAUUCAGGCAAAGUUGUCGCCUGAUGUUGUUAGUAGCACCUCGAAGCCUCAGACGCCAUCAUCAAGAUUGGCUUCACAGUGUGGCAUGAAGAAAAGGCUAGGCUCUGAAUCAGUCUCGUUGCCACCUUGUUCUACCCGUAGAAAAUUGGAAAUAAACCAAUCAGAUAAGAGUCUAAAGGGAUCUGAUCAGGUUCAGACAACUCUUGUCUCUGGAAUUGAGGUUCUUAUGGAAUAUAUCAAGAACAAGGAUAACGAGAUUGAGCUCUUGAAAGCCGAUAAUGCUGCUAUAUGGGCUGAGCUGCGACGAAACCAGACUGAGCUCCAGGAAAACAGGACUAUCACCGCUUCAAUAAUCGAGAAGCUGAAGCACCGUUUAGUCAAUUUCUAGUUUUUAUUACGUAUUUUCAGUUUUAAGUCUACUAUGUAUUAUUAUUAACAACCUUUUAACUAAUUUAAAUUAUGUUUUUACUC
Messenger RNA from Raphanus sativus (radish), 584 nucleotides. RefSeq lists its product as uncharacterized. Lineage: Eukaryota; Viridiplantae; Streptophyta; Magnoliopsida; Brassicales; Brassicaceae. Bases 1 to 501 code for a protein of 166 amino acids. The transcript has 3 exons. The record is from RefSeq and is a predicted model, not a curated record.